Molecule: messenger RNA, 5049 nt
Organism: Clupea harengus (Atlantic herring)
Lineage: Eukaryota; Metazoa; Chordata; Actinopteri; Clupeiformes; Clupeidae
Gene: cacna2d3a
Product: calcium channel, voltage-dependent, alpha 2/delta subunit 3a
Exons: 38
Coding region: 1172-4447 (1091 amino acids)
Cellular component (GO): voltage-gated calcium channel complex
Molecular function (GO): voltage-gated calcium channel activity
Source: RefSeq, a predicted model, not a curated record
AUCGAGUAGGCUAUCCUACAAAAAAAGUGAAGCCCUUGUUUAAGCGAAUGUCAACAAACCAUAAGUUGUCCUGCUUACGUAUACAGUUGCGGGGUGUAGGUGGUAAUAAAGGACGACGUUAAAAGUUCCUGUCAACGAAGAGUGGUUUCUAAACCGUGGGUUUAACCAGAGUUUGCUCUUGAUCGCAGUGAUAACUCUGUAUAGCGGACGAAGUUCUUUAGAUGUAAAGCUUUUUUCUGUUAAGAACACAACGUUAACUUAGGGGGAAAGUGAGCGUCUUAACACCGCGUUUCUCCCGCGCAGUGUAACCCAAUCCGUCAUGCGGCUAUGAGCGCGGUCGCCCGCGUCCGUCCACACGAUGCUAUAAAGCACUGCCUGGUUUGACAUCUUUCCAGCGAAGUGCGUCUCGUGGCACCAACUAGAGACUGAGAUAACCUGACUCUUUUGAUUAUAGGUCACCGCUUUUCUUCUGUCGUAGACAGUUUGUUCAGCCUUUUGCUCUUUCUCCUCUUCCUAGCUGCCCGUCAGCACUUUUGCAGUAAUUCUUGCCUCAGUUAGCCGAGGACAGUGCGUGACUCGAUCUGAUACACCGGGAAGCCGAAAGGGAAGUGUACUUAAGGGGAAAGCGUGUCAGCUAUAUGCCAGGUCCAAGGAGCGGCUAUGUGGUAAUUCUAACCACACCAUUAACAGCAGUACCAUCCUCAAUUUUAAAACAAUCCCCACAGGAGAAGUGGGGUUCGUCGCAUCAAGGCGUGCUCUUUUUUUCGCGCAGCAUCCCUUUUGUAUGAUCUCUUUCGUUCACUAUCUGGCAGCGCAAGGGCAGGUCGCUGGAGCAGGAGGUCAGCCCCGACGUUUUCUCGGACUCUACUCACUGCAGGGGUUGAGUCAGAGCGGGCGGCCAGGUGGAUAUAUUUCUCGGUUCAUUCGCCGGGAGGGAACGACUCCUUCCCAAGACAGUUCAACACAUCUCCGGAGCAGAAUUCGCUAAACAUAAAACGCACCGGCUUUGGGGUUCUUACAGUACCGGUGGUGUUACACUUAUUUUUGACCAUGAUAACAAAUGAAAAGCUGUUGUAAGAGUUAUGCUCUUUGAGCUUAAUUUCUCUUUCAUGCACCAAGGGAACGUGAGGUGUAGCAUUCUGUAACAGUAAAGUCAAGUCAUCGUGGAAGGAUGAAGAUGUUUGGGGAUAUCAGCUCAAUCGUUUCGCAUGCCUGUUGUGUAUUUUUAUUCCUACUGUGGAUAACACUCGGGACGGCGGUUGUCGAUGUGGUCGGGUCCCAUCAAGGGAUACCCCUAUCCGUUGUAAAGCUAUGGGCCUCUGCGUUUGGAGGAGAGAUUAAGUCCAUCUCAGCAAAGUACUCAGGCUCUCAGCUUCUACAGAAGAAAUAUAAAGAGUUUGAGCGCUCUGUGCAUGUGGAGGAGAUUGACGGACUCAAACUGGUCAAGAAGCUGGCCGAGAACUUGGAGGAGAUGUUCCACAAGAAGGCAGAAGCCAUGAAGCGAUUGGUAGAAGCAGCAGAGGAGGCCCACCUGCAGCAUGAGGAGGACCCUGACCUGCAGUAUGAGUACUUCAAUGCAGUGCUGAUAAAUGAGGUGGAUGAAGAGGGGAACAGUAUGGAGCUGGGUGGAGAUUUCAUCCUGCAGCCCAACGACCACUUCAACAACCUGUCCGUCAACCUCAGCCUGAGCGUGGUGCAGGUGCCCACCAACAUGUACAACAAAGACUCAGCCAUUGUAAAUGGAGUGUACUGGUCCGAGGCCCUGAACAAGGUGUUUGUGGACAACUUUGAGAGAGACCCAUCUCUUAUAUGGCAAUACUUCGGGAGUGCAAAGGGCUUCUUCAGACAAUAUCCAGGUAUAAAAUGGACCCCGGAUGAGCACGGUGUCAUAGCGUUUGACUGUCGAAAUCGAAAAUGGUAUAUUCAGGCGGCGACGUCUCCUAAAGAUGUGGUGAUCCUGGUGGAUGUGAGCGGCAGCAUGAAGGGCCUGAGGCUGACCAUCGCCCGCCAGACUGUUUCCUCUAUCCUGGACACGCUGGGCGACGACGACUUUUUCAACAUCAUCGCUUACAAUGAGGAGCUGCAUUAUGUGGAGCCAUGUUUGAAUGAAACGCUGGUCCAGGCUGACGUCGCCAACAAAGAUCAUUUCCGGGAGCAUCUGAAUAAGCUGUUUGCCAAAGGCAUCGGUAUGCUGGACUUGGCCUUGACCGAGGCAUUUGAGCUUCUAAAUGACUUCAACCAGACGGGCAGAGGUAGUGUGUGUAGCCAGGCCAUCAUGCUGGUAACCGAUGGGGCAGUGGACACGUAUGAUGCCGUCUUUGCCAAGUACAACUGGCCUGACAGGAAGGUCCGUAUAUUCCCUUACCUGAUUGGCCGCGAGUCCGCCUUCGCCGAUAAUCUCAAAUGGAUGGCCUGCGCCAACAAAGGUUACUUCACCCAGAUCUCCACUCUGGCGGAUGUGCAGGAGAACGUGAUGGAGUACCUGCACGUGCUCAGUAGGCCCAAAGUCAUCGAUCAGGAACAUGACACCGUGUGGACAGAGGCCUACGUAGACAACACGGCUCAGCAGAUGAAGGACAGCGGGGGGCCUGUGAUGAUGACCACCGUGGCCAUGCCUGUCUUCAGCACCAAGAAUGAGACGAGGAACAAAGGCAUCCUGCUCGGAGUGGUCGGCACCGACGUUCCCGUCUCGGAGAUUCUGAAGGCCAUCCCCAAGUGGAAGCUGGGCAUCCAUGGAUAUGCUUUUGCCAUAACCAACAAUGGCUACAUCCUUACCCAUCCAGACCUGAGACCAUUGUAUGAAGAAGGGAAGAAGAGGAAGAAGCCCAACUACAGCAGUGUGGAUCUGUCCGAGGUGGAGUGGGAGGACAAGGAGGACAUGUUGCGCAAUGCCAUGGUGAACAGGAAGACCGGAACUUUCUCGAUGGAGGUCAAGAAAACGAUUGAUAAAGGGAGACGUGUUCUUGUCCUGCACAAUGACUAUUACUACACAGACAUAAAGGGGACCCCCUUCAGUCUAGGGGUGGCUCUGUCCAGGGGACAUGGGAAAUAUUUCUUCAGAGGGAGUGUCACCAUAGAGGAAGGAUUACAUGACCUGGAGCACCCUGAUGUGGCCUUGGCAGAUGAGUGGACCUACUGCAACACAGACGAGCACCCUGAGCAUCGCUACCUGUCCCAGACUGAAGCCAUCAAGCUCUACCUCAGUGGCCGGGAGCCACACCUCAAGUGUGACAAGGAGCUGAUUGAGGAGGUGCUGUUUGAUGCCGUGGUAACCGCUCCCUUGGAGGCGUACUGGACAAGCCUGGCUCUCAACAAAUCAGAGAACUCCGACAAGGGGGUGGAGAUUGCCUACCUGGGCACGCGGAGCGGCCUAUCGCGGAUCAACUUGUUUGUGGUGCCCGAUCAGCUGAACAGUCCAGACUUCCUGACGGCUGAAGAUAAAGAGGGAGUGUUUACAGCGGACCACUUCCCCCUGUGGUACAAGAGAGCUGCGGAGCAAGUGCCAGGCACCUUUGUCUACUCUCUGCCCUUCAACGCAGGAAAUGAAAACAAGAGCGUGGUGUUGGCCAGUACAGCCAUUCAGCUCCUGGACGAGAGGAAGUCACCCAUCGCUGCAGCUGUUGGGAUUCAGAUGAAACUGGAGUUCUUUCAGAGAAAGUUCUGGACUGCCAGUAGACAGUGUGCUGCUCUCGAUGGGAAGUGCUCUAUCAGCUGCGAUAAUGAUGACAUCAACUGUUACCUCGUAGACAACAACGGCUUCAUCCUGGUGGCAGAAGACAACUCAUUGACGGGCAUGUUCUUCGGCGAGGUGGAGGGGUCCGUCAUGAGCAGGCUGCUCUCCAUGGACUCCUUCAAGAGGGUGACACUCUAUGACUACCAGGCCAUCUGCAGGAUCUAUGCAGAGAGCAGUGACAGUGCCCACAGCCUUCUAUCUCCGUACUUUGCUGUCUUCGCCGCAGUCAAAUGGCUUCUCACCGAGCUUGUCAUAUACCUGGUGGAGUUUAACCUGUACAGCUGGUGGUACUCUGAUCUCACAGCCAAAGCCCAGAGAGGAGGCAGGACAAUGCUGGUUCCAUGUGAUACGGAGUACCCAGCCUUUGUGUCAGAGCGCACUAUCAAAGAAACCACAGGGAACAUCGACUGCGAUGGCUGCAUCAAGUCGUUUGUCAUCCAGCAGAUCCCCAGCAGUAACCUCUUCAUGGUGGUGGUGGACAACAAGUGUGACUGUCAAGAAGCUGGCCCAAUCACCAUGGAGCCCAUUGAGAUAAUGUAUAACGAGUCUUUGAAAUGCGACCGGCUAAGGUUCCAGAAGGACAGGAGGCGGCCAGACACCUGUCACCCCUUCCACCCUGACGAAAACUCAAUGGAGUGCGGUGGAGCACACAGCUUGACCCCGUCUCUCAUGGCAACGCUGCUGGCCCUUUUGGCAGCCCUCUACCCCAGGUGACGACAGAUGACGCUGCCCCCUGACCUCAGGCUUGGCUCGGCACAGUCCAGCUUGGCUAGGCAUGCAAAAAAAAAUUAUAAAAAAAUAAACAUAAAAUAAAACAGAUUAAAAAAUGUAGUUAUGUCCCACCACGCGAUGAAGAAAAAAAUAAAGCGGUUCAAGACCAACCUGUUUCACCUGGACUCAGACACAACUCAGCGCAACAAGAGUCCGUCCCCCCCCCCCCCCCCCAUGGAGAAGUUGUUAUGGACGUUAUGACUUUAAGAGUAAAUGUGAUUACAAAAAAUAUGAGUCAUAGGCUGGUGUAAUACUGCCAUGUUUGUUGAGUUUUCUGAACUAAGUAAAAUAAAAAUAUGAUAAGUGGAUAGAUAUUAAUAUAACAUAUUUAAGUAUAUACAAAUAAAUUAUGAAUAUGUAAGUAUGUUUAAAAAAAGAGAAAGUUUAUCUUUGAUUUGCAAGUGGUAACCAUACAACUGUGACCCCAGACCGCCAGAGUCUGCCGACAUAAGUGGUUAUUCUAUUUGAGCUUUGCCUUAUUCUGAACGAUAUUGGUCCUGUUUGUGUACUUUUGAAAUAAAAAAAAAAUCAAAGUCUUCAAAAAA